AUGGCCAAAGGCGAGUGUCCCGUAAAGACCGCCAAUGUCGCCGGCGCCGGUACUAGGAAUGUCGACUGGUGGCCAAACGAGCUGAGGACCAACAUCCUCCGCCAGCACGAUCCCCGCCAAAACCCUCUCGGCCCCGACUUCGACUAUGCGGAGGAGUUCAAGAAGCUCGACUACGAGGCCUUGAAGAAGGAUCUCAAUGCCUUGAUGACCGACUCCCAGGACUGGUGGCCUGCCGACUUUGGCCACUACGGUGGUUUCUUCAUCCGAUUGGCAUGGCACGGCGCCGGUACCUAUCGUGUCACGGAUGGCCGUGGUGGAGGUGGCGAAGGACAACAGCGCUUUGCCCCUCUCAACUCAUGGCCCGACAAUGUCUCGCUUGACAAGGCUCGUCGCCUCUUGUGGCCCAUCAAGCAAAAGUAUGGCAACAAGAUCUCCUAUGCCGACCUCAUGCUCCUGGCUGGCAACGUCGCCCUCGAGUCCAUGGGUUGCCCCACAUUCGGUUUCGCCGCUGGCCGUACCGACACCUUCCAGUCUGACGAGUCGGUCUACUGGGGAGGCGAGACAGAGUGGCUAGGAAACGAUAUCCGCUAUUCCAAAGGAGCCAAGGGUGUCAAGGGCGAAGGCAUCGUCGAUGGAGACCAGCACAAGGUCAACGACAAAAUCUCACACGAAGCAGAGGAUCUCGAGAAGCCAUUGGCUGCCUCGCACAUGGGUCUCAUUUACGUGAAUCCCGAGGGUCCCGACGGUGUUCCUGACCCAGUCGCUGCUGCCCACGACAUCCGCACAACCUUUGGCCGCAUGGCCAUGAACGACGAGGAGACAGCUGCCCUCAUCAUUGGUGGCCACUCGUUUGGAAAGACCCACGGCGCGGCCCCAUCGGAGAACAUUGGCCCAGACCCCAACUCAGAGGACGUUGCAGCACAAGGUCUUGGAUGGAUCAACAAGCACGGCAGUGGCAAGGGACCAGACACCAUCACCAGUGGUCUUGAAGUCACUUGGACUGGCACCCCCACCAAGUGGAGCAACAAGUACCUCGAGUACCUGUACAAGUUUGAGUGGGAGCUGGAGAAGUCUCCUGCCGGUGCCAACCAGUGGGUCGCCAAGACGGAUGAGUUGAUCAUCCCCGAUGCCUUUGACCCGAACAAGAAGCACAAGCCAAGAAUGUUGACCACCGAUCUGUCCAUGCGCAUGGAUCCAGCGUACGAGAAGAUUACUCGUCGUUGGUUGGAUCAUCCAGAGGAGCUCCACGAUGCCUUUGUCCGUGCCUGGUUCAAGCUUCUCCACCGUGACAUGGGCCCUCGAUCCAGGUGGCUUGGCCCUGAAGUCCCCAAGGAGAUCCUCCUCUGGGAAGACCCUAUUCCAGAGCCUCAGGGUGAGAUGAUUGGCGAGUCUGACAUUGCCACCCUGAAGAAACAGAUUUUGGAUGCUGGCAUCGAGCCAUCCAAGCUCAUCCGCACAGCCUGGGCUUCGGCAGCCUCUUUCCGUGGCAGCGACAAGCGUGGUGGUGCCAAUGGUGCUCGUAUCCGCCUCGCGCCCCAGAAGGACUGGGAGGUCAACAACCCCAAGGAGCUUGCCGAGGUCCUCAAGGCGCUCGAGGGCGUCCAGUCCAAGUUCAACAGCGGCAGCAAGAAGGUCUCGCUUGCCGAUCUCAUCGUCUUGGCUGGUGUGGCAGCACUCGAAAAGGCUUCUGGAACCUCGGUGCCCUUCACACCUGGCCGCACCGAUGCCAGCCAGGAGCAGACUGAUGUCCAGUCGUUUGCCCACCUCGAGCCUGUCACCGAUGGUUUCCGCAACUACGGCAAGGGUAACGACCGUGUCCUCACCGAGCAGCUGGAUGUUGACAAGGCCCAUCUCUUGCGCCUCACAGCUCCUGAGCUCGUUGUUCUUACCGGUGGUCUUCGCUCGCUGAACGCCAACUGGGAUGGCUCGUCUCACGGCGUCUUCACCAAGCGCCCCGGCCAGCUCUCCAACGACUUCUUCAUCAACCUACUCGAUCAAAACACAGAGUGGAAGGCGGUUGACAACAGCCAGCCACACGAGCUGUACGAGGGCAAGGACCGCAAGUCGGGCCAGAAGAAGUGGACGGCCACCCGGCACGAUCUGGUCUUUGGAUCGCACCCCGAGCUCCGUGCCAUUGCUGAGACGUAUGCGACGGCGGACAACACAGACAAGUUUGUCAAGGACUUUAUCGCUGCGUGGGACAAGAUUAUGAACAACGACCGAUUCGACCUCAAGAACAAGUCGUCUUGA
Messenger RNA from Plenodomus lingam JN3, 2250 nucleotides. RefSeq lists its product as uncharacterized. The record is from RefSeq and is a predicted model, not a curated record. Gene Ontology annotation, biological process: cellular response to hydrogen peroxide; hydrogen peroxide catabolic process. Gene Ontology annotation, molecular function: catalase activity; heme binding. NCBI's taxonomy places the organism in Eukaryota, Fungi, Ascomycota, Dothideomycetes, Pleosporales, Leptosphaeriaceae. Gene Ontology annotation, cellular component: cytosol.